AAUGCUGAAUAAGUAAUAGUUUUUGGAUGAGAUCCCUUACUCUGUGUAAUUUCAAGGCGACCCUCUUCUGUAGCCGAAAUCUAACAUUUUUGCCAUAUUUAAUCCAUUUAUUAAUUUAAUUCAAUCUUCACUUUAAAACCUUUCUCAUUUCUCUUCUUUGACUGUCUGUUUUCUUUUCCCUUUCAAUUCUCUUCUAUUUCUUUUGUACAUUCUCAGUAUAAUGUCAUGUUUUCUUGUGAUUUCCACCUGAAUUUCAGCUUCAUUUUAUUCAAUUUUGAAGUGGGUUGAUUGUGAAUUCAAUAAAAGUUUGAAUAUUUCUCAAAAAAAAAAAAGGUUUGAAUUAGUAUCAAUUGCAAAGAUUUGAUUUUUCAGGUGGGUAACCUGAAAAGUUUGUGUUUUUGUCACUUACUGUAAAAAAGACUGUAAAAAUUUGCCAUCUGGGUAGGCUUUAAUUUUGGUUCUUGAUCAUUGAAUUAGUUAAAUUUAAGUUGGUUCAUAUACAAUUAAUUUGUGAGAAAGCUGCUAUUUUUUAUCUGUUGAAAGGAACUUAAGUAGGCCAAUUGGAUAGGGAUUAAUUUAUUUUAUAGUGAAUUUUGCAUCAAAAAGGACUCAUUUGGAUUAAAGAGUAAUAUUUUGGGGUAAAUAAAGAAAAAAAAUGGUGAGAGGGGCAAAAGAUGAGGACAAAUUGAUGAGUCCUAUGUUUCCUAGGCUUCAUGUUAAGGAUACAGAUAGAGGAGGGGCAAGAGCUCCUUCAAGAAAUAAAAUGGCUCUAUGUGAACAACUCACUCAAAGGGUUAGCUCUGGUUCAAUGUCUUCAAGCCAUGUUGGAGGCUAUGAAAGAAGUGUUUUUAAUUCCUCUGCUCCUUCAAAUUCUGAUAAAUCCUUUUCUCAUUCCUCUGGCGGAUACAAGCUAAGCAGUAAGAGGACAAGCCAAGAGCGUAGGUCGAUGAAUUGUACUGAUGGUCAAAGUUUGCACACUAGGCAGAUUCUCUCAUCAAGUGCGGAAUGUAAUUUAUUUCAGUCGCACAAUUUCUCCAACUCUAAAAAAUUCGCUCGGAAAGAGACAAGUGAUUGUACUAACAGCAGUAAAUACACUAAAGAUUCAGUAAAUAGACCGUUUUGGAACUUGAGCUUUUCGAUGCAUUUUCAAAAUGUUUCUCAUAAGCAGAAGAAAGGAACCGGCAGCACGGAUCUAAGCCCCCGAGAGUCCAUCAGGAACCAAAAUGAAGAGCAUAUAAAAAUCUCCGAGGUUUGUCAUGAUCCCAGGGAAAGAUCUGCUCCAGUCCCAUUGAUUCAGGAUAAAGCUUCUGCCGACAUGUCUUGUAGUCUAAGAACUGAGUCAUUGAAGAGACCACAUCCAUCGUCAUAUCAGGAAUAUAGAAGCAGUUUGUUGGAUGUCGUAAAAAGCUUACAUGGUACAAAUGCAUGUGUAGAUCAAGACUGUAUCGCAAUGCAGGAUAAAAUAGUUCGUAAAAAUCAACUUUCGGUGGAAUCUGCUGAGGGCAUAGAUAAGGAAAAUGCUUCCGAGGGAAGAAGUGAGUCAAAUUUAAGGUCUUCCCUUGUAGAUGAUAAUAGAAGCUGUAAUAUGAUUGAGAAUGUUAGUGAAAACCUUGAAGACAAACGGAAUGAGUCUUUGCAAGUGGGUGACAAUAAAAGAGACGAGGAUCCCUCCAAAACUUCCGUUGCGUACUCAUUAUCUGGUUCGGAUAUUUCUCCUGGCGAUGUAGUUAGAAUAAUCGGUGAGAAACAAUUUUGCAAAACCAGAGCAGCGAUAGUCAAUCAGCAAAGAGCAUUCACAAUCCAAUUGUAUGAGUUACACCGUCUCAUUAAGGUACAGCAGUUGAUUGCUGCAUCACCAGAACUACUGCUUGAUCAUAGGAUAUAUCUGGGAAAAUCUUCGUUAAAAACAUCUCAGGCUAAAAGGGUUCCGAUGGAUAACGCUGUCGAACAACCACCCAUAAUUUUUAGACAAAAAGAUAGCUCUCAGAAACCAUAUGCUAGUACUGAAUUUGCAGACGAAAAUGCAGUUUCGAAACUUCCUCUUCCUUCUGUUGAUAGUGAAGCCGGUAAAGGACUUCAUACUCAACAGUCAAGUUAUGAGUCUCAUUCCGGAGGUGCAUUGCCAGCUGCUGUUGCUGCCAACGUCGAAACAUCUAAAUGGUGUUUCCCGCCGCCAGGAAAUCAGUGGUUAGUUCCAGUCAUGUCCCCAUCUGAGGGUCUUGUUUACAAACCUUACACAGGACCGUGCCCUCCAGCUGCAGGAUUCUUGGCACCGGUUUUUGGCAAUUGUUCUCCAAUAAGUUUAACUGGAGCUGGUGAGGACUUCAUGAAUGCAGCUUAUGGAGUCCCGGCUUCUCAUCAGCAAGAAUUUGGAAUCAUCGCCAGCAACCCUUCUAUAGAUCGAACGUAUUUUCCACCAUAUGGCACGCCAGUCAUGACUCCCUCGUUCUCGGGCUCUGCAGUAAAGCAGGUGAGCCCAUUCCUAGGAUCCCAUUCAGAGGAUGAUCGUUUAUUAUCAGUUGGAGACUUCAACUUUAGAUUCCCACAGAAAAGCUCGCGUAACACGCCAUCAAGUCCAAUGACUCGAGUGAUGUUAUGCAAUGUUGAGAAGUUCCAAGCAUUGAAGGAAAGCGAGCUUCCAGGAAGUACUGUAAGUAGUCCCAGUGCGCUCCCUCUUUUUCCUAUGGAACCUACAGUUCAGGAAUCGGAUCAAUGUAGUCAAACUCAUGAGCGACGAACACACGUGAUUAAGGUUAUUCCUCACAACCCUAGAUCAGCAACAGAAUCAGCAGCUCGGAUUUUUCAGUCUAUACAAGAAGAAAGAAAGCAGUACGACUAUAUGUGAAUUGUAUAAUCCGCAAAAAUGACACGGUUAUCGAAUGUACUUAUGAAUCUGUAAUUCUCUUAUACAUAUCAUCAAAACAAUUAAAUGCAUAUUCAUUUAAUGAAAAUACAAGAAAUAAUGCCUAA
Molecule: messenger RNA, 2970 nt
Organism: Mercurialis annua (annual mercury)
Lineage: Eukaryota; Viridiplantae; Streptophyta; Magnoliopsida; Malpighiales; Euphorbiaceae
Product: ELF3-like protein 2
Exons: 3
Coding region: 656-2845 (729 amino acids)
Biological process (GO): regulation of photoperiodism, flowering
Source: RefSeq, a predicted model, not a curated record